ACGGGGGGCGCGCGGCCCGCCCGGGAGCGCGCGCGGCGGCGGCGGCCAUGAGCAAGAGGAGCCAGGUGUCGUACGUGCGGCCCGCCGAGCCCGCCUUCCUCAGCCGCUUCAAGCGGCGGGUCGGGUACCGGGAGGGCCCCACGGUGGACACCAAGAGAGAGCAGCUUCCACUUGCUGAUGAUGACAGUGACAAUGGCAGUGACAAGGAAGAUGAGCAGCCUCAAGUGGUGACACUGAAAAAAGGGGACUUGACUGCAGAAGAAGCAAUGAAAAUUAAACAGCAAAUCAAAGAGGCCUUAAAGUCAAAAGAAUCAGAUGAUGAACCAGAACCCACUGAUGGAAAAAUUAUGUUCAGGAAACCAGCCAAACGUUCAUCAGAGAAGUGUUUGGACUUCAAUGUAAGUUCAAGUAAGAAGAUGAAAGAAGCAAAUAAAACUAAGAGGGAAGCAACUACUUCUCAGAGUACAGCUAAGCAAGUGAAAAACAGCAGUCUUCUCUCAUUUGAUGAUGAGGAAAAUGAUGAUUAGGGGUUGUAUUUUUUUAUGCUUUACUUGCCCAUCUAGAGACUAACAUUGAGGGCCUUCACAGGAAUUGAAUUAUGGUGUGAGUCUUCUCUUACUUUGUUGUAGUCCAACUAGAGAAAUAUUGUUUAAUAUUAGCAUGAGCUAAGUCUGUGCAGUUGGUUGCAGCUGUAUGUCAUGUCUUAAUUUUAAGAUAAUUUAACCAUGUAUGUAAAAGCUAUUUGAGGUCACAAAUGAGUAGCAAAUUAUACCUGUAUAUAUUCAGCUUACAAAUUUUCAACCAAUUUUAAAAUGCCCUCCAUUACUAAAAUGUAUUUUGUCUAUAUUGAAUAGCCUUAGUUGACAAUUGUGUGGUUUUUACCUGUUAUAAUUGACAUUCAAAAGAGACACUUCAUUGCUGUGAAACAGACUGAAGUUUUCUGUCUCACAGCUUAACAAAAGUUAGCACAACCUUCGCAUUUGUGAUUUGCAAGAUUAGCUGUUGCAGAGCCUUGCGAUAAAUUUGCUAAAGGCUAGAGGCUGCAUUUGCAAAAUUCAUGUAGUCUUGAUCCCGUCUUUGGUGAAUGUAGUCUAAGAAACAUCAAAUUCAUUUGAAUUGGUUGUAAUAGCAAGAUAUAGAGAUUUUGAUAAUGGUAUCAACUAAUGCAAAAUAAGCCUAAAUCAUUGGAGAUUGUGCGUUUUGUUUUUGACACUGAUGGACUCAGUGGUUUGAUGGUGUUUUGGGUUUUUUUUAAAAGUAUGUUUGUUCCAGUUAACAACUUACAUGUUCGUAAUUAUUUGGGAUCUCAGCUUUAAAAACUGUAUUUAAUCUUUAAGCUGUGGAAAAGCAUUCAUUUAGUAUUCUUCAAGUAGGGGGGAAGUUGUAAACAGGAAAUUUAAGCCAAGAAACACUAUAGCUAUGUCUUGGUUUAAGACAGUUUCCAGGGCAGAUGCUCCAAAAUUAAUUACUGCCCCUUUUAGUUUUAAUUGCUUCGCUUUCACCGAUGAGCAGAGAUGAAAGAACAUGUAAGUGAAAAAAGAAAAGUUUACUAAAAAAUGAAGCAGCAACAGGCAGGAUAACAGUAAUCGUCACUAGAUACAAAGUGAAUCCCAUGGACUGCUUGGGAACAAAGAAAACACGAUGGCAGAGAAACUCCUCCCCAGAAAUGUUAGCCUCCAUAGAAGACCACGUGGUUCAGGGGACAAAGAUAAGCUGGUGGAGAAGCCCCUUCUCCUAACCAGGUGUUGAUUAGGGAGAAAAAAAACACCACAGCAUCUGAAACUCUGUGAUUAUGAAAGUCCCUCUUCUUCAAACACAACCAGCAAGGAACAAGGACAAAACAAAAAGAAACCUGGACUCCAAAACCAGUCAAAUGCUGCUGAUCCGUUUACUCCACAUCACCAGAUGGGGUCUCUCUCCCAGCAGCAGCAGCUCCGUCAACAGUGGUGGCUGGAACUCAUGGAGGAACUUGGCCUCCUCCUCAGCAGAAGAUGACAGGCAGAUGCCUGGGGCAGCCCAGGCUUCUCACCUUCCCACUGCAUCUGAGCGUUGCUGGGGAGCUGGAGUGACUGUAUGGAGCAGGAGCUGUUCCGUUUUUCCCACUGUGGUGCCAUGGCUGGCCAUCCCGGGUGACAGCAAUGAAAAAGGAAGGAAAAAAGGUCAGAAAAGAAGGUCUGCCCUGGUUCAGACCAAAACCAAAGGGGAGCUUCUGCCUUCCACUGCCUCAGCUUCUCAGUAGCUAGUGGGAACAACAAAAGAGAGGUCUGUGUGAGUGUUGUCCUAAUUUUAAAGGGAUCCUGGCAUUUUCUGCCUCCAUGAACCUGGGGCAAGACCCUCUGGUUCUGCUUCUGACCCCCAGGUCUUAAAGGGAAAGUAAAAAUCUUGUCCAGAUGGGGGUAGAAAGAAAGUGUCCAUUUCAACAUCUUUUCUGUAACAGGACAGAAAUGACACUGAGAGCUGAUGGGAUUUUAGAGAACAAAGUGGUAGGAAUGUGACUUGUGACUUUGAAAUUCUUUGGGUGUAUGGUGUAUUCUGUAACCAUGUGAAACCAGUUCUGCUGUGUGACAGGACAUUUGAAAUUAUUUGGCCUGUAAAGCUUCAUCAAGGAGCAAAUUUCAAGUUGCUGUGUGAAACAGCUUGUUUUAGUUUAUUCAUCUGGUAGUAAACAAUAAAUUUAAGUUUUAAAUUUUAAGUUUUCUUUUAAGUGGUUCAAAGAUAUUUUAAUGAAAAUUUCAGUACAAGAAUGGGAUUUUUUUUCCUUCUGGUAUUGGAGCCUUCUGUACUUCCCUGUCUCCCUACACACCAGCUUCCUGCAGCAUAACAUCAGAUGCAAGUCUGCACACUGUUUUGCACUGUGUGUGGGAGUAUGUUACCCUGAUUUUGAAAAUUAAUAGAUCUGUUGUCCUUUCAGAAAAUUGAAACCAGACCUAGAAAUGGAUAUUAAAGUCUUGUUGCACUGGUCUUGUAUUAGAAUUGUGAGAGAGGUGCUAUGUGACAACCUCAUUAUUCCCAUGAGGACAUGCUACAUUUGUAAAUACAUAAUUGGUCUGUAUUCUCUACAUAUAAAAGAAGAAGAAAUUUAAAGAAAAAGUACAAAACCAAAGGUUCCCAGGAAUUAGUAUAUCCAUUUAUUUUGUAUUGUUGUUUGAAUCCAUUAAAAAAUAUAUACCAAUACAUACAUACACACCCAUGAGUAAUCUUGUAGCAUUCCAGCAUACAAAGGGAAUAUUUGGGCAUAUGUCAACAAUGGAGUAAAUACUCUGACUUACUGAGACUCAUCUGAAAGAAUGAAUUAACCAUUGGCUGUUUACUUCAACUUUUCUGAUUCUGUUUGUCAGUACAGUAAUAAAUUUGCAUACAUUUUUCUUGCACAACCUGGAAGCUCAUAACUUGAGCUGUGAGGCAAUUUAGGAGACAUGGCCAUUGAGAUAAAUGCUUGCCAAGGACCAGAGGGUAUUUGAUUUUACCAUAAAAUUAGAGAAUUCCUCACAACUAUAUGCAGUUGAUCUGGCCUGUUCAAAAUAAGAUUGAGAUCUUGUUUAGUUAUAGAUAGUAAUUGCAUUUAAACAAAAGUUACCAUUUUUAGUGAAAGACUUGGGAGAUUGAAGUCCAGUAAAGGGAGGGUUACCUUAAAGUUUUGAGUGUAGUACUUUUACUUAUUGAGUGUGGUACUUUUGGUUAAUCAUGCUUCUUACUCUACAACCUCAUGACAGAUGUCUGGAAUGCAAAUAAUUGGAUUGAAUUUACUUGGAAAUAAUAAAAGGUAUGUUGUUGUUUAGGCAACACAGCAGGGGAAAGAGAGGUGGAUAUGGAACCCAGUCUCUUUCCUUUAUUCUGUCUGACUUGUAGUGCUCUGACCAGGAGACCUUUGUAUUCAUUGUAUUUCACUACCAGUUCACCCAACAAUAACUAAUUGAAUCAAUUUAUUAAGAGGUGUGAGUGAUGCACAAAAGCAUUUUAAUCAGGUAGUCAUGUGAAAAUUCAGUGUUUUUACCAUGACACACCAGGAAAAUCUCACACACACAAUCAACUCCCAUGAAACCUGUGGUUAAAGAGAGCAAUUACUUGUUCACUUAGGAAAGAAAUGUGAAACUCUUAAGCAAUCACCUGUCCUAAUGGGCCAUGGGAAAAUAAUAUUCACAACUUUCUUAUAAAGGGGAAGCAAAAAAACUAAGUACAUAGAACAUGAGGCUAAGGAACAUGAGGAAAGGACAAUUUUCCUGGGUUUUCUUUUGCUCUUGCUCUUGCUUGCCCCCAUUCCCUGUCCUUUUCCUCUCCUGUAGGGGAGAAUGUAUAUGUCUUUAUUUUUCUCAUGGAGUUUGCCAAGUUAAAUGUGAGAGCAGUGCUGGAGGAAUAAGGUGAGAGUAGCUGAGGCUUAUUACCCAACAGAGAAAUCUUGGUCAGAUGAGGCCAGUUACCUCAUAUGGGAAUCUUGUACUGUUUCUGUUAAUAAAAUACUUGAAAUUUCCCAGUUCAUUAAGACUAAAACAUGUAUUGUUUGUAUUAGCUGAGCAGUGAGAUGCAACAAAUCUGGUGAACUGUAGUAGCAUUGCAGCAGCAGAUGCUUAUAAUGGAGGCUUUUUACACUGCAAAUGUGCUUGGAUGUCAGUAGGAGAGGUGAGAUGCUCUGUCACCUUAAUUUUUCUAAAUGGUAGGAAUCAAGGUGAAUAAUCAAGAAUGCAACAUUCUUGAUAGAUAGAAUAAACAAGAAAAUGCACGUGUGGGCAGGUGGCCCAGGAGUUCAUACCUUUGCUUGUAUUUCUGAAAUAAAAGCAAAUUUGUUGUACUGAAAAAGUUCAUCUCAUUGGCCUAAAGAGGAAGGGAUGAGUCAAUAUUAUAUUCUGAUAGCUUUUUUUUUGUCCAGAACUUUUCCUAGAAAUAUCAUUUGGAGGAGCAAAGGCUGUGUUUUGCAGACACUGAGCACAAGAAGCCUGUAUUUAGCAGUUUUAAUUACACAUUUUUAAGUUUCAUCACAGGAUUUAAUGUUCUUUUUUACAGUGCUUCAGUAUAUAAUCCUGUUAGGAAGCUGCAGAUUUAAAAUGAAGCAGGAAGCAGCAAUGUCAUCGUUUCAGCUGAUUGUUUCCCUUAUGCUGUAGUGUAUUAACUAAGUAAUGCUUCACUUGGCUGUGCAGAGCCAGCUGCCUUCUCAAGGACAUCAGGCUUGCUUGGAGAUGAGUCAUUACCUUUUGUGCAGCACACGAAGUAUGAUGUGCAGCCUCAGCAAGUGUUUGUCCAUUGAGGUUGGUUAUAACCUAUAGGCCUACACUGUGGCAAGAUGCCAUAAAUCAGUCCUUUGUGCAUUCAGCAAACAGAAAGGCUGGUGUAUCAGCUGCCUCUUCACUAUCAUCCCUUUAUUCCCAUUCCUAGAACAAGGUACUGAUUUGCAAAGACAUUUUUCAUGUUGUAGAUCUUCUGCCCCACUUCUUUGAGAGCAUUUCACAUGCAGCAGGCACAAAGAUAGCCACUAAAACCAGGGGAGACACACCAUAGGUUAUAUGUGACUGCAGGCUCCUAUAGACUUCCUCAAGAUACUGAGAACCUAUGAAAUCUCAGAGGCAGCCUCUGGGAAGUAACUUCCUCCUGGGGAAAAUGAAUGGAACCAGCUAGGAAAAUGACACAAGAUUGAAUUUUACUCUUAUUUACCUCACUGUUAGUGUAUUUUCUGUUGAAGGUAAAGGAACAGCUGGUAAAGCAGUUUUUUCCCUCUUAUCAGAAGUGGCUUUGGUGCCAUUCCAAUCCAUAUGGCAAAGGAUUCCUUUACCUUGACUCUAGUGGCAGUCCUCAGUGCCAUGCCUGAUUAGUUAAGGCCGUGGGCAAGUGGGAGCUACCUUGUAAGAGGCAGAAGUUAUUAGAGGAAGGUGUUGUCAAACCUCUGUAGGAUAACGGUGAUCACUGCACACUUUUAGUUUUGAUAACAUGAAAGAGUUGUUCCCUUAGGGACGGCACACUAACAACGAACUUUAAAAGGGCAGAUUAUAAAACUAUGAGGAAAAUGGUUAACAGCAGGCUGAAGGGCAAAGAGAAGUACUUAAAAACCAUAGAGAUCUGCCUGGAGGCUAUUUAAGAACAUUGUAUUAGAGGCACAGAUGGUUUGUAUACCUCUGAGCAAAAACAGCCUAUGAGGAAGGAUGAAACUCACAGGGUUAUGUGGGAGAAAAGUGUGAGUAUAGAAAGGUUGAAAUGCAUCCCUUAAAGAUGAUGUCUGUCUGAAUGACAGACGAGGGAAUGUUAGGAGGAGAGUGGAGGGAACUGGAAAGUUAGUGUGAAGGAAAAGACUAUAGCAGCUGCUGACUCUGGACCCCCAGGAUGAAACACUGAAAAGAGUGAGUCUAAUAAAGUCCAGACCACUCUGCCUCUGAAGACUGGGCUACUCCACAUGAGACUUAACCAGAAAAAGCAGCAUACUGAGUCAGCUAGCACGAGCCAAAAUCUUAUUAAGGCAGUCUACAUUUUUAAUAUGUUACCAGGCAAAUUUAAGAAUAAAGGAGUAGAUUCGAUCACAGUUACUCUAUGCUAGGACUUUAUUUUGACCUUGUGUUUUAUACAGUUCCAAAAAUGCUUUCAAUCUUUGCUGAAGAAGGUAAGAGAUUAAAAAAAAAAAAAGAAAUUAAACAGUCCUAAAAACUCUGAUUUUAGUAGGAGAAAAAACCCUAGUAAAAGAAAAAACCCAACCUGUUCUCACACAGCUUUGGGCUGAGAGAGUCUAUCUGAUAGGGAUGAAGUGAGGUUUGCACAGCAUUUUUACACUGGUGUGUAAUUGGGCAGAUGUGAAAUUUUAUUGCCAUAUAUCAGAACAAGAACACACUGAUUAUAAAUUAGGCAGGGAACAUCUCAAGUAUCACAAACCUGAUGAUGUGUGCAAAAAGAGUCCCUGUGAAAUCAAUGAAAGCUAUUUUCUGGUUUUAAACCAAGGAAAGGCAGGGGAAGGUUAGAACAACUUACUUUUGCAAUAAAACCUUCAUGCACACGGUCUCCCUGGAACUAGAGGCCUGGCAUCUAGGCUGUUUUAUUCUGCCUUGUUAAAUUGAAACAAACAAUUCAGCUGCCCGAGUCCCUUCUUUUCUCCUCUGACAUGCCAACUAUCUUGAGAGAAGAGAUUAAGCAUUGUUCUGAUGAGUGCUGCAGCAGCAGCAGCUUUAUAAUUUAAGGGCUACAUAAAAUUUAUGGAGCAUUGAGAAGAGCUUAAAUCAAUUUUGUGAUUUUCAUAAAUUAUUUCAGGUAGAUGAUCUUCGUGCAAAAAGCCAGUGAUGUUUGAGCUAUUUAUCCAAUGGACAACAACAUUGAAAAUGGGGAUUUUCAAAGGCACCUGUGGGAAUUAUGUAUCUGAGUUUGAUGGGAGUUAGAAGACUUGUUCCUUUGAGCUACUUAGUUUUCCAGUGUAAAUUUUUAAUCAUUCCAAAUUGCUUAAAAUACUUGGUAAAAAUCAAAAUUAGAGGAGGGUUAAAUUUAGAGCAGUUUUGAAAUUUCAUUUAAAUGCUGCAUGUGCUUAUAAAUAGGGGAUGGAUAGCCUGUAAUUCUACUUCAAGUGACAAACCAGUCUGGCACUUGUAGAGUUAAGCCUUUUCUUAAGACAGUGUAUUUUUGGGUUGUUGUUUAGGUCCCAUUCACUGAGGAUCCUGGUUCUGUCUUCUUCACACUGUAUUUGCAAAUUACUCCAUCUGUUAAAGAGUAGGAUCUGCCUGUACAGCAGAAAGAGAAACUAGCUGGUUUCUUAUAGCAUAUUUCAAGAUUAUAUAACAGGACAAAUAUAAUUCCGUACAUUACAGAAAGGAAUAGAGACUGAACUUCCCUUCUGGACAAGUAACUAAAGAGCUGAUAGGAUGCAAUUCCCAUUUUGUCUUAAUUUUGGGUGUUACUGGGUGUGAUUGAAAGAGCUUUCAUCUCCCUGGGCAUUAUGGUCAUCAGGAUACAGGUAGGUUGGAGACCUUUCAUCUAACUGGCACACCUUUGAGCUAUAAUUUUCAUGUAUUAUUUUCUGUAUUUUAAACUGCUCCAACUCCUCUAAACUGACAUCAUUGUGCUUCAGAUUAUUUCACACUGAAUAUACUAAACAUGGUAAUAAUAGGAGGAACCACUGCUGAAUUCCUCUAAACUGGAUAGGCAACUUGGAAUAAAUUAUUUACUGAUAUUACUGCAUUGCUUUAAGUGAAAUGACACUGAUAGGUACUGAGCUCCUUACUAAACCUGAACAAGGUAGUCUGAGGUGAGUGGGUUUAAAUUCAAAGUAAGUUAAGUGUGGGACACUUCAGGAUCUUGCCACUGAAUUUCUACAGCCAACAUUAUACAUAAAUAAUGGGAGCUUCUUACUCAAUGGUCAUUAUUCUGCAGGAGAGGAUUUGUGACUGCUGUGAAUUAAACACUGAACACAGUCCAUGGUGUGAGGAAAGCUAAUGCAGUUUCAGCUCUAAAAAUUAAUGUGUCAUGGAGAACUGAGAAAUAAUCUUACCCAAUUAUUCUCUGCUUCAGACCUUAGCUGGAGUGAUGUGUUUACUUUUGUGCACUAUAUUUCAAAAAAUAAAGAUACAGUCCAAUUGGAAAUUCCAACAGAAAGUAGUGGUACUGAUCAGGAGUCUAGAAAGCGUGAACUGUAAGACUGAAAGAAGUGGGUAGUGCAACUAGAGAAAGGAGAUGCAGGGAAAGGAAUAGGAAUGUGAUAUCAGUGUUCAGACAUAUAAAGCUUGCUGAAAAGAGGGAAGUUGCAAAUUGUUCUCUGUGUCCUCUGGGAAUACAAAAAGAAUGAAAGGAUUUAAAUUGUAGCCAAGGAGAUUUAAGGAAGACAUUAGGACAGGCUUUCCAUCUGUAAAAGUAGUGAAAUAUUGAAACAGAUUGCCUGGGGAGGUUGUGGGAUCUUCAUUGCCAGACAUUUUUAAGAACAGGUUAGACAAACUUCUGUCAGGAAUGAUUUGGGUAUAAUUGAUCCUGCCUUAGGGCAGAGGGCCGGACUAGAUGACCUUGCAAGGUCCCUUCCAGCUCUACUUUCGGUGGUUCUCUUAUUAGAAAGGCUGAUGUCAUAUUCUUAGGACCUCACCAUUCCUUUCAAAAGCAAAAACAUGCUAUAGUGAUGGCAAGAGUCAGAUUUAAACUGACAGUAUCUGGGAAAAGGUAUCAGCUAAAGGUUGAUAUCCCACCUUUAAUUACUAACACUUGAAUGUACGUAAUACAGAUGGACUUGUUCAACAGCUAAAUACUUGUGGGUUACAGUACUGUGAGAUUUUGUGACCAGACUAUGAUCUUUUUAAUGGCAUGAGAAUUUAAUCUUAUAUAUUGCAACUUCCUUUCAGCCACUUGAGUAAGUAGCAGGCAGUGCUACUCUGCAUCUCAUAAGUUUCAGGUGGGUCACUCUCAUUCCACAUGCCAUGACACAUUUGGCCAGUUGCUAUGUACUCACUCACUCACUCACUCACUCACUCACUCACUCACUCUGAAACUCAUUCCUCUGUUCCAAUUUAUCAUGAUGCUGAUGCUCAGCUUCAUUAUGUGGCUGUGUUUAAAUAAAUGCCACUGCUAAUGUGCUUGCUAUCCUUCUUUCCAUCCUCAGACACUGGAUAUCCCUCCUACUGCUUUCUGCUCACAUGUUCUUUAUUCCUGUUGAUAAAUUUCAUUUUCAUCUCUUUUGCUGCUUUCCCUUCAAGGUGUGCUUGCAUUACAAACUGCAGUUCAGCAGUUUAGCAGUUGGAUUGCAUCCAAAUAUUACCAAAUGCCACAUCUUUUAAUAUCAGGCAGAGCAGCUUGAAUUUUCUUCCUUGGAGUGCUGUAAAAGACACACUGACAUGUUUUCUGUGCAAAUGCCAAAAAGAAAAAAAAAAUGCUUAACAAAAGAUGGAGGGGUGUGAAGCAAGCUGAAAAGUCUGCAUUCCCAGGAUUUUCUAUUUUCCCUGAUUUCUGGAUUUAGUUCAUGACCCAGCUGCUGAUCUCUGAAACUAUGGAACCAUGCCAGUUUCUAGCAGCCAAGAAUUUGUUGCUGUCACAUUUGUGACUUGGUAGCACCUUCCUGUUCAGCUAAAUAACCAUAUGUGCUUUUAUCCCCAAAGGCCAUGCCUGGCCAUUGAUGAUCACAGUAUUGCCAAGCCCUUGUAUUCUAGAAAAUUAAUUGUCAAUGCAUGAAGUAGUAUUUACACGUGUGUGUGUGUGUGUGUAUAUGUAUAUAUAGAUAUAUAUGUAUGUAUUUAUGUAUUUGAGUUUAAAUUUGGCCUUUCAGCAUUCAGGACUUUGGAGUUUUUCUCUACAGCUACAUGGAAAAUAAAAACUGAAGUAAAAAUAAAACCAAAACCAGAAUAAAGCUGGGCUUUUUGCACACUCA
This is a messenger RNA of Lonchura striata (white-rumped munia), 10300 nucleotides long. RefSeq names its product KIAA1143 ortholog. Lineage: Eukaryota; Metazoa; Chordata; Aves; Passeriformes; Estrildidae. The record is from RefSeq and is a predicted model, not a curated record.